Molecule: messenger RNA, 1473 nt
Organism: Ogataea angusta
Lineage: Eukaryota; Fungi; Ascomycota; Pichiomycetes; Pichiales; Pichiaceae
Exons: 2
Coding region: 1-1473 (490 amino acids)
Source: RefSeq, a predicted model, not a curated record
AUGGUUAUCUUUACCGUUGUGCAUCCCUUUCUCCUGUUUCAUCCUGUGACCGUGCAGCCCAACCAUGACCAUACUUCAGAUUUAGCCGGUGUGCUGAAAUUCGACCAACUAGUCACCUUUGGCCGACUUGCAUCCAUCUGGAGACAGCCCCGAUUUCGGGAAUGUGAGAUUAUCUGUAUUCUGCAACCACCUGAUGAAAAAGCUUAUGGUGUAGUCAACUUUGCUAUGGAUAUAGAUACCAAUCGCCCGGUCGCUGAGAGCGCUAAACAGAGACCAAAAAGGCGGUUUUCACAUCUGUUCAGGCGGCGCUCACUGUCUUCUUCGCCGCGAACCUCCAAGCUCAAACUCAAAGAUGUCCUUGUGCCAUACCAGCUGGGCAAUUUGGAGGUGGACAGUAGCUACCAGGAGUUCAAGUCGCAGGUGUCAAAGGAGUCAAAAUAUUCGCAGAUUGUGAGACUGGCCGAACGACAAUCGCAAACCGUUUCAGACCACGUUCCUCCCAACGUUGUGGAUCAAGAACUAAGAGACCGUUCAGCGUCGCUCACCUCCUUCGGGUCAAGUGUCCACAUAGAAGAAGCCCUUCCGGUCACGGCCAUAUCUCCUAGUCCAGAGCGGCCCCUCAUCAGCGUUCCUCCAGUACCUGCCCGUUCUCCGGGAAAAGGGGCUCCCAUCAGCCCCUGGAACAAUUCCCCAAUGCCACAAAAAAUUAUCCUUGUCGAUCGCCCCGAUUGCGAAGGAUCCCCAAAAAUCCCACAUAUGCAAAACGACACGCAAAACCCUUUUUCAUUUGAAACCUGGUCCUCUUCCGUGUCGCCAGACAGAUUAUCUCUAGGAGACCAAACAGGCGAAAUAGUCGAUCUGUACCAGAACUACGCAGCUGGAGAGAUGGGAGCCAACGCAUCGAGAGAGUCGAUCGACGCACAACACGAAAUAGAGCCCAGUACAGAUACACCUAAACAAGUGCGUGGAGGUGCUGCCGUUCCCACCACGCCCCAAUCACUGCACCGCGAUGUCUCGUCCAGCAGUCACCCCGUGAGCAGUUUUGCCACCCCGCCCCUGGAAGACGACAACGAAUGCUUUAUUGACUGGAGCGACUCCGAUGGGCCAGAACGACGCGACUCCGGAAAACGGAUCGUCGAGACGUUCCGAAGUCUGUCGAUCUCCAAGCGGGCGAAAAAUAGUCCGCGCUCAAGCCAGCCAGGCUCUAAACGAGCAUCCAUAGCGACCUCCUCCAUAUCGACCCCGCGUCUUGCCUCGUCGACCACAGAGUUGCCCGAGAGAGUGGUUCUGCGGUCUCCGUUCAGAAGCCAUUCCGAGCAGCUACCGACCUCGCCAAAUCGUCCGGUACAUAUUCCAGAGGGGCCACAGAUUACUCCGCCAAGGCCCCCAAGCCGUCCACGGUCUGAAAGCAUGGGUACGGAUACACCAACGCCGACGAGGGCCCGGCCAAACCUCAAAUACUACUACAUGUAG